Messenger RNA from Heterocephalus glaber (naked mole-rat), 4736 nucleotides. It is a transcript of the gene Nxnl1, whose product is annotated as nucleoredoxin like 1. NCBI's taxonomy places the organism in Eukaryota, Metazoa, Chordata, Mammalia, Rodentia, Bathyergidae. The record is from RefSeq and is a predicted model, not a curated record. Gene Ontology annotation, biological process: photoreceptor cell maintenance. Gene Ontology annotation, cellular component: mitochondrion.
AACCCGGCACUCCAGGAGGCUGAGGCAGGAGAAUGGUGAGUUCGAGCCCAGCCUGGGCAGCUUAGUGACUUAGUGAGAUCCUCUCUUAAAAUGACAAACAUUUUUCAAAAGGGCUGGGGUGAAGGUCCUGGGUUCAACCCUCAAUACAGAAAGAAAGGAAGAGAGGCUGACAAGAACAGGCCCGGCAGCCAGUAGUUGGUCCCAAGAGCCUUCGUCUACAAAUGCAGGCUGGGUCCUCCUCCUCUGCCUCUUCCCACUGACCCUCACCCACCCUUCUCCCUUCCCUUCUUCCAGAAACUGCUCACCCUUCCUUCCUCUCUCCCCUCCAGCUUAUGGGGUUUACUAAGCCCCCACCAGCACCGAAUCCAAUUCACCCCCAGCUCUCCGUCCUCCACCCCAGAAUCAGAAAGCCUUUAAAGCCCAGCUUUUUUCUUUCUCCUUUAUUUUGGGGUGUGGGGAAGUUGGUUUUUGAGACAGGGUUUCACUGUGUGGCCCAGGCUGGCCCCGGACUUGUGGUGAUGCCUGCCUUGACUUCCCAAGUGCUGGGUCACAGCAGUGUGUGUAUUUUAAGAAAGACACAAUGCCCAGUUCCAGGGCCUGGCUGAACUCGGGUGGAGCUGUUGCCUAGUGAGCAUCGGCUCAGGUUCAACCCCCAGGGCCCUCGCACCUGUGAGUGUGAGGGGUGCCGCUGGGCAUAGGGUGUACACCCUCAGUGCACACCCAGCUACUUGGGAGCCUGAGGCAGGAGGAGCACAGGCCACAGACCAGCCUGGGCAACAUAGUGAGACCCCAUCUCAAAGUUAGAAAUAGAAAGAAUUCCCAACUGUAGGUGUAACCAUCCCCACGGAUCUCAGACAAGGGACCAAAGUCCAGGACAGCAGACAGAGCUCAGGCUCCAGGACAAACCAGGUGCCCCUCUCAGGCAGGGUGGCCUUGGUCCCCUGCCCACCGGGUGCCUGGGUGGCCUGUGACUCAUGAUGCCCUUAGCUUCCUGAGUGCCAGGAUUCAGUUUUACCAGUGGCCACAGCUUCGGGGUCCCCAACUAUGGGCAGCCCUGAAAUAAAUCCCAAGGCCAUUACAGGGCCUCACUAGCGGAUGGGAGCGCUGCCUGGGGCGACAAUUCUCCAUCAGAGUCCCUCGUCCUCAGCAGUCCAGACUGGAGUGUUCUGGGUCGUGGUGACAGAGCUAUCGCCCAAGCGGCUGGCCCUCGGGCUGCCUCUCCGCAAGCCCACUUCAAAGGGCCACCUGAAGGAGGCUGCAGCCGGGCCCCUCCUGCCCCCCUGGUCCCAGUGUCUCCCGGCCACCUGGCUGUGCCCAAAGCCUCCUGUCUCUGCCUUUCGUUCCCAGGGCCGACCUCUCUGUCACUCAAUCGGCCUCAGUCUGUCUCCUCUGCUCCCUGUCCUCUCCCUCUCUGUCUGUAUCCUUGCUACUGAACCUAGGGCUUUUGCAGUGAGCUAACACCACCAAACCUUUAUUCGUUCCUUUGUAUUCCGAGACAAGGCAAUCCUCCUGCCUCAGCCUCCCCAGUGCUGGGAUUACAGGCGUCACCACCACACCAGUUGUUCUGUCUCUUAUUAAGGACCCUUGUCAUUGGAUUUAAGACUCACCCCAAUAUUCCUGGGGGUCUGAUCUGGAGACCCUUAGCUAAAGGACACCUGCAAAGAUGGAUUUCCCAAAGCAGGUCCCGCCACAGGUUCUGGAGGUCGGGGCAUGGACUCAUCUUUUAGGGGGCCGCCGUUCACCCUAAGGGGUUAGCGCUGUCGUCUGCCAGAGAGGGACGGAUCGCACCUCGUUCUGCGGCCGUCUUGUGUCUCACGCGGCGGUUGCUGCUGCCCUCUGGUGGACGGACUGGGGGACCACGAACCGUCCAGUUAGGGCGCCGACGGCAAACAGCCCAACCCAGCUCCACGGUGGGGAGCGCGGUGGACGGCAGCCGAGGUCCAGCUCUGCCGAGGCCUCCGCAGCCGGCUCCUGCAAGGCUCAGGGCUUCCCGGCGGCGUGGGUGAAACGGCACCCCGAGCAGGGCACCCGCGGGUUCUGGCUACCCCCCAGAGAGGUUCUCUGUACCUGAGAUCACAGUUGGCCCCGGGGCUGCGGGCCGAGGAGCGCAAGGGUGUGGGGAAAAAAGUUGGCCGGAAGUGUGGUGGAUCCCCGCCGACCCAGCACCAUGGGAGGACCUGAAGCAGGAGGACCGCAAAUCUGAGCCCAACCUGGGCUAUUUAGCAAGACCGUCUCAGGACGAAAAUAAAAGGGCUGCGGAUGUGGCCCGGGGUGAAGGCCCUGGGCUCCAGCCCCACCCCGGGGAAUCUGCACUGCCUGCCCUCCAUCCUCCAUCCCUGGACAACACUGCAUAGCCACUCCUCAGGCAGCGCUCACACCCUACCAGGUUCCAGGCCCCCGUGGAGGACUUAAAGACAGGGGUGGGGGUGGGGGGUGCUUAGGUUUCACGCAGAUCCUGCCCCAGUUUACCGAAGAGAUGUGACGGCUGCGAUUUAGGGACCCAAGGGGUCCGGUGUCCAGGGAUACCAUGGGAUGUCAGUAUUUCGCCCAAUACCUUUUUUUUUCUUUUUUUGAAACAAGGUCUCGCUACGUAGCCCAGGCUGGCCUGGAACUCGUGGCGAUCCUCCUGCCUCAGCCUCCUGCGUGCUGGGGCCACCACGCGAGGGCGCUCCAGUGCGUCUCUGUGACCCACGGGCAGCACCCACAGGCCUCCCUGGGCCCCAGAUCCAGGUCAGGGCCCGGAUUAGUGGUCCUAAGCUGGCUUCGCGGCGGCCGGGCCAUGGCGUCCCUGUUCUCCGGCCGCGUCCUGAUCCGCAACAGCAGCGAGCAGGACUUGCUGGAGACGGAGGCCGAGCACGGCCGCCGGCUGGAGAACAGGCUGGUGCUGCUGUUCUUCGGCGCGGGGUGCUGCGCGCGGUGCCGGGCCUUCGCGCCUGCGCUGCGCGACUUCUUCGUGCGCCUCACGGACGAGUUCCACGUGGUGCGCGCCGCGCAGCUGGCCCUGGUGUACGUGUCGCAGGACGCCACGGCGGAGCAGCAGGCCCUGUUCCUCAGGGACAUGCCCGAGCGGUGCCUGUUCCUGCCCUUCGAGGACGACCUGCGGAGGGACCUGGGCCGCCGCUUCUGCGUGCAGCACCUGCCGGCCGUCGUGGUGCUCAAGCCCGACGGGGACGUGCUCACGCGCGAUGCGGCCGACGAGAUCCAGCGCCUGGGCCGCGCCUGCUUUGCUAACUGGCAAGAGGCGGCGGAGGUCUUGGACCGCAGCUUCCUGCCGCCCGAGGACUGGACGAGCCCCCGCCUGGACGAGCCCCCGCCACGCAGCCUGACCGAGCCGCUGCGGCUCUGCAAGUAUCGCGUGGACCGGGCGCCCAGGAGUGGGCGGGGCCUGAGGGGCGGGCCCGGGGAGGAGGGCGGGGUCGAGGCGCUCUUCUGACCUGUCCCUGGACUGCUGGCGGGGGGCGGAGCCCCUGAGGCGGGGGCGGAGCUGGGAGGAGGGCGGGACCCUCACAGGAUCCAGGACGGGGCGUGCUCCGUGGGACAGGGGCGGGGCCCAGGAGCCGUUGCGACCCCUCACUGAAUGCCUGGGAGGGGUGGGGCCCGUGGGCGGGGCGCAGGUGGGGACUAGACACGUGUUGAGUGUGGGUCCGAGGGCGGGGGGAGGAAGGGUCGGGCCGGGUUCCAUUCUAGCCUCUCAAAGGAUGGCCAGCUGGGGGCGGGCGAAGCGAAAGGACUGUCCCGAAGGCCCGGGGCAGGAGGCGGGCACUUACGAGGUUGCCGGUGGGCGUGCCGGUGGGCGUGGAAGGCGGGAGACGGGACAGGCAUCUCAUUCCUGAUCGCCUCCACGCCCGGCCACCCGGAGACACCGAGGCUCACGAUGGCUUUCAGCUUUGCCGCUCAGGACUCAGGUGGCGCCUCUGUGACAACAGCUCUGCGUGCUCCGUACCUAGGGCCCGGCAGCUCCGAGCACCGCCUAAGGGACCACGCUUUUACUCAUCCUUCAGGAAGCAGUCAGCACAGGGGAGCGCCAGCGCGUUCCCGAGGGUGCCGGCCUGUCCCGGUCCUGGCCUUCUCCAAGCCUCACUCCUUGAUCCGUGAUCUGUCACAGCCACCUCGCCCUUCUGCUUACUCCCCACUGUUGGGCGGGAAUGAGAAAAGCGCAAAAGUCAGCAGUGAAGCGGUGUUUGGUGCCGCACGCCUGUCAACCCAGCACUCUGGCAGGCUAAGGCAGGAGGAUCACACGUUUGAGCCUAGCCUGGGUAACUUAGGCACUUAGAGAGACCCUGUCUCAAAAUAAAAAAUGAAAAUGAAAAAAAGAGCUUGUGAUUGUAACUCAGGGGGAAUCCACAGUUCUAUCCACACAACAAACAAUAAAAGAACAACCUGCUUCCUAUGGCUCAACAACAAAAGAGCUAAUCCGAUGCUAAAGUGGACCAAGGACUGCUUUCUAACUAGCAGUUGGCAGGAGCUGGGCUGGGUGGGAUGAAAGUUAAGGGGGAGGGGUCUCCUUUCGGGGUGUUGAAAAUAUUCUGGGACUACAGAGAGGUGAUGGUGUCACGCGGUCAAUGUACUGAGAUCCACGGAACGUUUUGCAAAUUUCACCUCAAGUUUUUGUUGUUGGAUUUUUGAGACAGGCUCUGGGUAUGUAGCCCAGGCUGGCCUCGAAUUCAUUGCGAUCCUCCUGCCUCAGCUUCCCGAGUGCUGGGAUUACAGGCCUGCACCACCCUGCCUGACCUCAC